AUGCCUUUCAACACUGCGCUUACCCGCAAGCUGGGCAUCAGAGUCCCUGUGGUGCAAGGCGGCAUGCAAUGGGUCGGCUACGCCGAAAUGGCCUCCGCCGUCUCCAACGCUGGCGGUCUCGGCAUCAUCACGGCGCUGACCCAGCCCACCCCCGAAGACCUUCGCAAAGAGAUCCAGAAAUGCAAGAAGCUCACCAAGAACCCCUUCGGCGUGAACCUCACCCUCCUCCCCUCGAUGAACCCACCAGAUUACCCCGCCUACGCGCAAGCGAUCCUCGACGAGGGCAUCCGAAUCGUCGAAACCGCCGGCAACUCGCCUGGCCCGAUCAUCAAGCAGUUGAAAGAGGCAAACCCGCCGUGCGUGAUCUUGCAUAAGUGUACGAGCAUCAGACAUGCGUUGAGUGCGGUGAAGCUCGGCGUAGACUUUUUAAGCAUUGACGGCUUUGAAUGCGCUGGACAUGUUGGAGAGACGGAUAUUACGAACUUGAUUCUACUUUCUCGAUCGCGACAGGUCAUGCCGAUCCCGUUCAUCGCCUCAGGAGGUUUCUGCGACGGCAAUGGUCUGGCAGCUGCGUUGAACCUCGGUGCAGAGGGUAUCAACAUGGGCACGAGGUUUAUGUGCACGGUAGAGGCACCUAUCCACAACAACAUCAAGGAGGCGAUUGUGAAGGCUCAAGAGACCGAUACCAAGCUUGUGUUGCGAAAGUGGAGGAACACUUCGCGACUUUUCAAGAACAAGGUCUCCGAUCAGGCGUACGAGAUUGAGAACAAGCCCGAGACCAAGGACUUUGAAGCCGUAGGCCCAUACGUCAGCGGAAAGCGAGGACGACAGGUUUUCCUCAACGGCGACCCAGAUUACGGUGUCUGGACCGCCGGCCAAGUCGUCGGCCUCAUCCAAGAUAUCCCGACCUGCAAAGACCUCGUCAACAGAAUCGAGAAGGAAGCCAUCGAGAGCUUGACCAAGGUGCAAAGCCUCAUCGUCGACAAGCAGCCAGAGCCAGAUAUCAGAGGAAAGCCGGCGAGCGCCAUGCAGGCGAAGCUUUAG
Messenger RNA from Zasmidium cellare ATCC 36951, 1044 nucleotides. RefSeq lists its product as uncharacterized. Lineage: Eukaryota; Fungi; Ascomycota; Dothideomycetes; Mycosphaerellales; Mycosphaerellaceae. The transcript has 3 exons. Bases 1 to 1044 code for a protein of 347 amino acids. Gene Ontology annotation, molecular function: nitronate monooxygenase activity. The record is from RefSeq and is a predicted model, not a curated record.